AUGGAGAAGACAGUGACCCCGGUCGCACCCGAUCUCGAAGCCCCAGACGUCCCCGUCAAAGAGUCCAGCGUCGCCCUACGAUGGAAGCAGAACCUGACGCCCACACACGCAGACUUGGUUUGUCUGCUCCUCACUUUCCUCACCGGUCUAUGCGAUAGCAGCGCCUACAAUGCGUGGUCCUGCUUCCUCGGAAUGCAAACUGGAAACACUAUCUUCCUCGGCCUCGGCGCCUCCAAUCAACCCAAUAACAAGCCAUGGGGCUGGCUCAAGUCCCUCGUCUCGAUCGCGGCCUUCUUCUUCGGCGCGAUGAUCUUCUCGAUCGCGAUGCGCAGCGUCGGCGCCCUCCGUCGCGGAACCCUCUUCGUCUCAUUCCUCGUACAGACCCUGCUCAUCGUCAUCGCCGUCGCGUUAAUCGAAGCCGAUCUCAUCCCCCACACCUCCACUGACGCCACUCUUACCGGUGGCUCGCUUUUCCUCGAGUUGAUCCCCAUCGGCCUGCUGGCUUUCCAAUCCGCUGGUGGAAUGACGUGCAGUCGUGCGCUGGGCUACAAUGAGAUCCCGACCGUGGUCUUGACGAGUGUUUACUUUGAUAUUGCGUCGGAUCCUAAGAUCACUAAUAAGCCGACUACGAAUGCCAAGCGCAACCGUCGUGUCGGUGGCGUUGUGUGUCUUCUUAUCGGUGCUAUCGUUGGUGGGUGGCUGAGUCGUAGCAGUGGUGGUAUGCAGUCUGCGCUGUGGAUGGCAGCUGGUUUGAAGUUCGUUGCUGCCAUUGCGUGGUUGUUCUGGAAGGCUGCGCCGGCGAAAUAG
This is a messenger RNA of Penicillium samsonianum, 807 nucleotides long. Its product is annotated as YoaK family protein. Bases 1 to 807 code for a protein of 268 amino acids. The transcript has 2 exons. The record is from RefSeq and is a predicted model, not a curated record. Lineage: Eukaryota; Fungi; Ascomycota; Eurotiomycetes; Eurotiales; Aspergillaceae.